Messenger RNA from Mesoplodon densirostris (Blainville's beaked whale), 1707 nucleotides. It is a transcript of the gene TMEM151B, whose product is annotated as transmembrane protein 151B. Bases 1 to 1707 code for a protein of 568 amino acids. NCBI's taxonomy places the organism in Eukaryota, Metazoa, Chordata, Mammalia, Artiodactyla, Ziphiidae. The record is from RefSeq and is a predicted model, not a curated record. The transcript has 3 exons.
AUGUCCCCCCCUGGCUCGGCCGCGGGCGAGAGCAGCGGCGGCGGCGGCGGCGGCGGCGGUGGCGGCCCCGGGGUCCCGGAGGAGCCCACGGCGGCGGCGGCGGCGGCGGACGAGGGCCCCGCCCGAGAGGAGCAGCGUCCCAUCCAGCCCUCUUUCACCAAGUCCCUCUGCCGUGAGUCCCACUGGAAGUGCCUGCUCCUCUCGCUGCUCAUGUACGGCUGCUUGGGGGCCGUGGCCUGGUGCCACGUCACCACGGUGACCCGCCUCACCUUCAGCAGCGCCUACCAGGGCAACAGCCUCAUGUACCACGACAGCCCCUGCUCCAACGGCUAUGUCUACAUCCCCCUGGCCUUCCUGCUCAUGCUGUACGCUGUCUACCUGGUGGAGUGCUGGCAUUGCCAAGCCCGCCACGAGCUGCAGCACCGCGUGGAUGUGAGCAGCGUGCGGGAGCGCGUGGGCCGCAUGCAGCAGGCCACGCCCUGUAUCUGGUGGAAGGCCAUCAGCUACCACUAUGUCCGCCGCACCCGCCAGGUCACCCGAUACCGCAAUGGAGACGCCUACACCACCACCCAGGUCUACCAUGAGCGCGUCAACACGCACGUGGCCGAGGCCGAGUUCGACUACGAGCGCUGUGGCGUCCGCGACGUGUCCAAAGCGCUGGUGGGGCUGGAGGGCGCGCCGGCCACGCGGCUGCGCUUCACCAAGUGCUUCAGCUUCGCCAGCGUGGAGGCCGAGAACGCGUACCUGUGCCAGCGCGCGCGCUUCUUCGCGGAGAACGAGGGCCUGGACGACUACAUGGAGGCGCGCGAGGGCAUGCAUCUCAAGAACGUGGACUUCCGCGAAUUCAUGGUGGCCUUCCCCGACCCGGCCAGGCCACCCUGGUACGCCUGCUCGUCGGCCUUCUGGGCUGCGGCGCUGCUCACGCUGUCGUGGCCGCUGCGCGUGCUGGCCGAGUACCGCACGGCCUACGCGCACUACCACGUGGAGAAGCUUUUCGGCCUGGAGGGCCCGAGCUCGGCCGGCGGCAGUGCGGGCGGAGGCCUCAGCCCCAGCGACGAGCUGUUGCCCCCGCUCACGCACCGCCUGCCGCGGGUCAACACGGUGGACAGCACGGAGCUCGAGUGGCACAUCCGCUCCAACCAGCAGCUGGUGCCCAGCUACUCGGAGGCGGUGCUCAUGGACCUGGCGGGGCUGGGCGCGCGCUGUGCUGGGGGCGCGUCGGGCGGCUACACGCCCACGUGCCGCUACGGCGGGGUGGGUGGCCCAGGCGCAGCGGGCCUGGCCCCGUACCGGCGCAGCUGCGAGCACUGCCAGCGCGCCGUCAGCAGCUCGUCCAUCUUCUCGCGCAGCGCUCUGAGCAUCUGCGCCAGCCCUCGGGCCGGACCGGGGCCCGGCGGCGGGGCGGGCUGCGGGGGCAGCCGCUUCUCCCUAGGCCGCCUCUACGGCUCCCGGCGCAGCUGCCUGUGGCGCAGCCGGAGCGGGAGCGUCAACGAGGCGAGCUGCCCCACCGAGCAGACGCGGCUGUCCAGCCAAGCCAGCAUGGGGGACGACGAGGACGACGAAGAUGAGGAGGAGGCCGGGCCGCCGCCGCCCUACCACGACGCCCUCUACUUCCCGGUGCUCAUCGUGCACCGGCAGGAGGGAUGUCUGGGCCACGGCCACCGGCCGUUGCACCGCCACGGCUCCUGCGUAGAGACCUCACUGUGA